AUGCAGGCGACAGUUUAGAUUAAACAUCUCCAGUAAGUGCGCAAAGAAAUCAUGAACUCCAAAAGUUACUCUGAAGAAUAGCAACACAAAGAUGAUUUUAUGAGAAAGAUGAGACACACAUUAGCAAAUGGGAUCAUAUCCUCAUACAAAGAACUCGUGAUUUAAAACCAAAUCUAUAAUUAUGACUUCAAUGGUUAUUUAAUUUAGAAAUACAAACGAGGACCUCUUCAUCUGGUUUGUGAGAAUGGCAGAAUUACACUCAUUAGGUAUUUUAUAGAGAACAACCUAUUUGACAUUAACGAGAUAUGCGAUGGUCACACUCCUCUGAGUUUGCUAUCACUUUAUUACAUAUAAACCCCAGAGAAGUGCACAUCAACGGAAACUUUGGAAUUGAUGUUUGCCAAAGGAGCAGAUCCCUUAUUGUAUGUGGAUAAAAAUGGGAAUACUCUAAAUGAUUACUGUAAUAUGAUUAAGAAACAGUCAGAAGAACCACUUAACCUUGUUCUGUAGUAUAUCCAGAAUUUCUAUUUAAAGAAACAGAGGGAGUAGGCAUUGAAGAAUGCUAUCUUGCUAUCCAUGUGUGAUAAUCAAAAUAAUAACAACAAUUUAACAAAUUUACUGAACAUCGACGAUAUGAAGCAAAUUGCAUAAUAUCUAGUUGGUCCCAUAUAAUAUCAAAUUGAUUAAUGA
Messenger RNA from Paramecium tetraurelia, 690 nucleotides. RefSeq lists its product as uncharacterized. Gene Ontology annotation, molecular function: protein binding. NCBI's taxonomy places the organism in Eukaryota, Ciliophora, Oligohymenophorea, Peniculida, Parameciidae. The record is from RefSeq and is a predicted model, not a curated record. The transcript is spliced from 3 exons.